AAUUGGACGCUCGCUCGUGCACUCACGCUGUAACUGCGACUCUCUCAGCUCCAUCACAUCCACUUCUGUCCUGCGGAGUCCCUCUUCCUCUUUUUGAAGGAGCGCUACUGUUUUUGCACAUCCUUCACAAUAACCAGCCUUUCGGAGUUCUUUUUACCCUCGAGUCAAAUCUCCUUUCAUUCAAUGGGUCCGCGUGUCGUGCUGCUGUGCUCUCUGUUCGGAGUUCUUCUUGGCCAAGGAAUAGAGCAGAUGUCCAUAGAGGGCUGCUGUAAAGAUGGCCAGAGCCGGGGCAACGAUAACGAAGAUUGUGCGGCCCUCCCUCUGAUCUCCGAGUCCACCACAUGCAGGAUAGUGCAGGAGCAGUGCUGUGUGACAGUGCUUGAAGAUAACAUGUGCACCACUGGUAUCAACAUGGCGAAAGACCAAGGAGCCUGUGACUCUUUGUUCACCAACACCUGCGAGAAAAAGACCACAAAGAUGUGCUGCGACUGUUGUCUCCUGGGGAAGGCGACCCUGGAGAAGGGUCUACCCUGUGACCACACCCUGUCGGUGGGCUACCAGUGUGGCUUGGUGUCCCGAGCAUGCUGUGUACACGAAGCCGCAGAUAACCAGACCACACCUACACAAAAAACGGAAUUACCUAACAAGGAUGAAACCCAUGAAAAUGGAGAUAAUUCAGUUUUAAGUGAUCAGUGCGAGGGGAAAUGUGCUCAUUCUUGUGUUGGCAACCACACUUGUACCUGCUUUAAAGGGUACAAACUCAAACCAGAUGGAAAGAGCUGUGAGGAUAUCAAUGAGUGUUUGCUGGGAGCCAGCAACUGUCGGGGGGGCGAGCGCUGUAUCAACACUGAGGGCUCUUUCCGUUGCCAGAGAGAGGUCAGCUGUGGGACUGGCUAUGAACUCACUGACAACAACAAUUGCAAAGAUAUUGAUGAGUGUGAGACUGGCAUCCAUAACUGUGGCCCAGAGUUUGAGUGCCAAAACACCCAGGGGUCAUUUCGUUGUUCCCCUAAGGUCAAGUGUGGUGGCGGCUUUAUCCAAGAUGCCCUCGGCACCUGCAUCGAUAUAAAUGAAUGUGUCAGUCAGACAGGCCCAUGCCACCAAGGGCAGAUCUGUAUCAACACAGUUGGCUCCUACAUCUGCCAGAGGAACUCCGUUAACUGCGGUCGAGGGUACCACCUCAAUGAGGGGGGCAACCGCUGUGUUGAUAUUGAUGAGUGUAAGGACCCUGAUAAGGUCUGUACAGGUCACGGGUGUGUCAACCUGAUAGGCUCCUACCGCUGUGAGUGUGAGGCUGGCUACAUCUUCAACAGCAUCAGUCGGACUUGUGAGGAUAUUAAUGAAUGCAGACACUACCCUGGCCGCCUGUGUGCUCAUAAGUGUGAGAACGCUCUGGGUUCCUACAAGUGUAGCUGCACCACCGGCUUCAAGCUUUCUGUUGAUGGCAGGAAUUGUGAUGAUUUGAAUGAGUGCGACAGCAACCCGUGCAGUCAAGAGUGCGCCAACGUGUACGGCUCCUACCAGUGUUACUGUCGCCGUGGCUACCAGCUCAGUGACAUAGACGGAUUGACUUGUGAAGAUAUAGAUGAGUGUGCACUGCCUACUGGAGGUCACAUUUGCUCCUAUCGCUGUCACAACACCCCUGGCAGCUUCCACUGUUCCUGUCCUGUCGAAGGCUACACCUUAUCAACCAAUGGGCGCAGCUGCCAGGAUGUUGAUGAAUGUGUAGCAGGAACACACACAUGCCUGGUGGAUCAGAGCUGCUUUAAUGUACAGGGAGAAUUCAAAUGUCUUUCCUUUGACUGUCCGUCCAACUACCGACGCGUGGGAGAGACUCGAUGUGAACGCUUGCUUUGCAAUGAGUCUGACGAGUGCCUGACCAUGCCCCUGAGAAUAACCCACUACUACCUCACCUUCCCCACCAAUAUCCCCGUCUUCACCAACAUCUUCCGCAUGGGCCCCUCCCAAACCGUGGCUGGCGAUGAAAUCCAGAUUGUUAUCACCGCUGGCAACGAGGGCGGGUUCUUCAAGACAGAGCAAGUGCCCAGCGGCGGCGUGAUGUCGGUGGCAAAGCUCAUCAACAAGCAGCAGGACUUCAAUCUGUCUCUGGAGCUGAGGCUGCGUCGCUACGGCACGCUCAGCACAUACAUGGCUAAAGUGCAGGUGUUUGUUACCCAGGAUGAGCCCAGAGUACCUUACAAUCCCCUACUAGAAUAAACACAACCAAUAUGAAAGGUUACACAAGUUACUAAACUCUUAAAAAGGAUGUGUCAUCUUCAAUGCAACGUCUUGUGGAGAAAACAGGACUUUUUAACACAGAAGGUAUGUGAGAUGAGCAUACAGUAUUUUUUAUAGCAAAGCAAGGUUUUGCAAUGCCGACUAUCCGGGCAAUUAUAAAUGGAUAACUCCAAAUGAUUGAUCAUUAUCGGUCCAGUAUGCAUGUUUAUAACUAAAGAUUAUCAAUGUUUCUUUCAUUCAUUGAUUUAUGCCACUAGUUUAGGUCUGCCUAAAACUGUAUUGGCCUAUGGGUUCAUGGCCUCGGCGCCAAAAUGAGCUGUGGGCACCUAAUGUUUGCUGUAUCCCUUGCUUAAGUGUCUAUUCAAUUUCCUUUUUUCCAUCAAAUAUAUGCAAAUAUUUCCAAUGUGGACUGACACUUAAAAAAACAGGGAAACAAUAAACCUCGAUCUGACACUCAGAAAGAAAGUGAGUUUGAGUUUCCUAAAAUGUCAAACUAUUCCUUAUACACAUUAGCAACAAACUUACAGUGGGAAAUUACAAGCCUUGUCUAUUUCCUUUUCUAUAUUGUAAAAAAAUACCCCAAAUAUGACUCUGUUUGUCACUAAGCUCAUGUUAAAGAUGACACAUCAUUUUUUUAAAGAGUGAAUUUGACAUAACAAUAUAACAAACUAAAUCAGAAAACAUAAGCACAUGUUUUAGUACUGUAGCAUUUCUCAUAAUCAACUUUUUAACACUAGAAUAAGGAUCUUUAUUUAGCAGUAUGAAUAAGGUCCAGUUGAAUGUAUCUUCUUGGAGGUAAGGCGCUGUGCUAGCCGCUAGGUGGCGUUCUAGGUCAGGGUAAAUCAUAAAAUGGUAACGACCCAUGUCUGCCUACAACUGAGUGUAAUUUGAUGAUGGUUGCAUGAUAAAGUCUGACGUUUUGCAGCAUUUUAUGGUUUAUGUGUUGGAUGAACAGUUUUCUAUUAAAAUUGAAAUAGAAAUAA
Notothenia coriiceps (black rockcod) is the source of this 3221-nucleotide messenger RNA. Its product is annotated as fibulin-1-like. Lineage: Eukaryota; Metazoa; Chordata; Actinopteri; Perciformes; Nototheniidae. Gene Ontology annotation, biological process: extracellular matrix organization. The coding region runs from base 184 to 2217 and encodes 677 amino acids. The record is from RefSeq and is a predicted model, not a curated record. Gene Ontology annotation, cellular component: extracellular region. The transcript is spliced from 15 exons. Gene Ontology annotation, molecular function: peptidase activator activity; calcium ion binding.